CAUGAAUUAACGAUAUUCUAAAUUAGAUUAAAUUAAUUUAAUAAAUAAGAAUUAGACUUUUCCCUGAUGUUUUAUAGCUGAUCGUAACUUUUUUUUUGAUAAAUAAGGUCAAGCUAUGGAUGACCUAUUACUUAACCAAUUUCUAGUUAUCAAAUUUAAUUGAUUUAUUUUUUUUAAUUUUCAACAGUUAACGCCCUAUAGCCGUCCCUGUGCGUUAUGUAAUACAUUUUUCUGCACAGUGUAUUUGUUGAAUGGUAAAUUCGAAUGACUUCGAUUGAUGAUCGGUCAACGAUCAAAAAUCCCACGGUAUAGACGUAUCAGUGUCUCGCUAAGAAGUUUAGUCUGCCGUUGAGGAGACAUACAAUUGCUUGUAUAAUUGCGCAUAAUUUGCUAACAAAUUUAAGUAAACGUUUGCUUUUCUGUUUAGCACCAAUCAUUCGGUAGUGAGACGUGAUCCAGAAGAGACGAAAUUCAUUGAGUGCGUAGAACGGUGAUAUUUUAUCCAGCAACAGAGAAGUGAUUAGAAUACCAAGUGACAACAGUGUCUUUUAAAUUAUGGCGGAGGUAUCUUAUGCGAUAAUCGAACCAGGAGAAAAAGAAGAUAUCGUGGCAUUUAUUAAAAAUAAUUUUUUCUUUGACGAGCCUCUGAAUAAAUCUUUGGUUCUGGGGGAGUGCAAACAAUUAGAAAUCUUUUCUACCGAAUCCUUGGCCGAUAAGUUGUCCUUUAAAGCAGUGUUCAAUGGAAAAAUUGUUGGUGUCAUAAUCAAUGCGAUUGUGCAUAGAAAUUCAAGUGGACCCUCCACAGAUUUCAGUGGUCAUAGGAAAUUCCAAAAAAUUAUUACACUUUCGGAAUCCCUGGAACACGAGUGUAACAUAUUUGGACGAUUUUCUGAAAUUCAGAGUUACGUUGAUGGAAGGAUCAUAUGUGUUUCCAGCCAGAUGCAACGUAUGGGAAUUGCUGGACGACUAGUUGAUGAAACCCUAAAACUCAUGGUACAAAAGAAUAUUCCUUUAAUCUAUGUCCAAUGCUCAAGUUUCUACUCAGCAAAGGUCUUAGAAAAGAAAAAUUUCCGCGAAAUUCUCAGUCUUAAAUAUGAAGAUUACAAAAAAGAUGGAAGACCAGUCUUUACUCCAGAAAAACCUCAUGAAUAUGUAAAAAUUUUUAUAAAACAAGUACAAAAAUAAAUUGUAGAUGACUUUGUUGACUAAUUUGUAAUAAAAUUUAUAAAAAUAUA
Molecule: messenger RNA, 1235 nt
Organism: Phlebotomus papatasi
Lineage: Eukaryota; Metazoa; Arthropoda; Insecta; Diptera; Psychodidae
Product: arylalkylamine N-acetyltransferase 1-like
Exons: 2
Coding region: 556-1185 (209 amino acids)
Molecular function (GO): N-acetyltransferase activity
Source: RefSeq, a predicted model, not a curated record